AUGAAAGAUCAAUUCUACGAUGCCCUUGAACGUGAGUUGCUGACGACCGAUAACUCGCUGGUUGGUGGUGAUUUCAACGGACACAUUGGCGAGGACAACUCAAGUUGCGAAAGUGUACAUGGUGGUUUUGGUUAUGGAAGCCAGAGCAGUGACGGCGUCCGACUACUAGACUGUGCCAUGUCUGCACGACUGUUUUUUGCCAUCACUGCGCUCAAGAAACUACACACUCAGUUUGUGACAUUUAUGUCGGGCCGUAUUGCAACCCAGAUAGAUUAUAUUUUUUACAGAAAAGGCUCAAUCUCAUCUUUAAAGAAUGCAAAGACUAUUCCAGUUGGCAUCCAGCAUAAACUUGUUGUAGCUCACUUUACCAUGAAGAAAGUCCACAAACAAAGAAAAGUCAAGCGACAACCAAGGAUAAAGACUUGGAAACUACGUGAUCCAGAGACAAAGAAACUUUUCACUACUGAGUUUGCUGCGACACCUGAGACUACUACAUGGGAGGAGCUUAAGAACAACCUGUUCGAGGUAGCACAAAAUGUUUACGGUGUUUCUCGAGGACAUGCAGCUUCACGUGAAACUUGGUGGUGGAACCAAGAAGUAGAAGAAGCUGUGAGAAUGAAGAAACAACUGUUCAAACAGUGGCGCAGAAACAAAAACGAUGCAAAUCGGACAGAGUAUGCGAAUGUUAAACGUGCUGCAAAGCAUACGAUUUGUGAUGCUAUCAACAGUCAAGUAGAGCAAGCUAUUGCAGAAGCUGACUCUAUGAAGAUCUUCAAUAUAUCAAAGCAAAGGGUCAAGCAAAGACAAGACGUUGUCGGCACGAAUUGCUUGAAGGAUGCAGAAGAGAAACUUCAAACUAACAUUGCUGCUCGUAAGAAAAUAUGGAAAGACCAUAUGUAUGAUAUCAUGAAUGUUGAACAUUCUUACACGAGUAGUGACAAACCGGCUGUAGAAGGACCUUCUGAGGAAGUUACAGUGGCAGAGCUUAAGAGUGCCUUGCGAGCGUUAGCGAACAAGAAGGCUCCAGGGCCCAGUGGUAUCACUGCAAAGGUGCUCAAAGCUGCUGGUGACCCCUUCAUUGAUGUACUGACAACUAUUUGCAGCCAGAUCUAA
Symsagittifera roscoffensis is the source of this 1113-nucleotide messenger RNA. RefSeq lists its product as uncharacterized. The coding region runs from base 1 to 1113 and encodes 370 amino acids. Gene Ontology annotation, cellular component: nucleus. Lineage: Eukaryota; Metazoa; Xenacoelomorpha; Acoela; Convolutidae. The record is from RefSeq and is a predicted model, not a curated record. Gene Ontology annotation, biological process: chromatin remodeling. The transcript has a single exon.